AGAGGGUGAUUCAUUUUCAUCUUCCCCAAACCCUCAAAAAUUGGGGGAGAAAACAAAGGAAAUGCCCGUUCCCAAAUCCGUCUCCUCAUUUCUGUCCCGCCAUUUCUGCACCAAGCCCAAGCUUCCAAGCUUCUCCAACAUCCCUUCCAAGUACAGGCCACACUCCAUCAAAGAAGCUCAGAAGGCGCUCAUCGAUUAUCUCCACACUACCAGAUCCUUGCCCUACACCUUCGCCGAGCACAUUGCCAAGAAUUCCCUCUUCUCCCUCUCCAAUCUCACCCAAAACAUCCACUUCUCCGCCCCCAAAUUCUCCCGGAGAUUCAGGAAAUUCCUCAGGUACCAUCCCAUCAACGAAUUCGAGUUCUUAUUCGAGAGUAUUGGGCUGAAUUACGAUGAAAUCGCCGCGUUUUUGCCGCCGAAUAAGUUCUUUUUCUACGAGGAUCGGAGCGUCUUGGAUGCUGCUUGUGCGCUCUCCGGAUUUGGAUUUCCGUGGAAUAUGCUCGGGAAGUUGUAUAAGGAGGAGGCAUCAAUUUUUCGUAAAACUUCGUCCGAGUUGAAUUCUACGCUCGACGAAUUUAAACGCUAUGGAUUUAAUUCCGUCUCCAUAAUCUGUAUCUGUUUGGCUUUUCCUCAUGUGUUAGCUGGUGGGAUUGUUGCAGGAUUGCUCGAGGGUCUGAAGAGCGAUUUCUCUGAAUUUUGUAUGGUGGAGUCUGAAGGAGAUUUUGGUUCCUGUUAUGAAAUCUGUAAGAAAUUUCGAUUGUUUUACAAUUUGGGUCUUGAGAAAGGUAAAGUAGGGGCUCUAAUGAGCAAGAAGAAGAGUAUAUUUCUUGAAUUUCCUGAAGAAAUUUUGGCCCAAAAGGCAGAUUACUUUUGUAGAUUUGAUGUGAAGAAACAGGAUGUAGGGUUGUUGCUUGUUCAUAGUCCUGAGAUUUUGAAUCUUGAUCUGAACUCACCAAUGAUUUCAGUGGUGGGUCUGUUGAAACAUGUAGGAUUAGGCACUGAUGAACUGAAUCAUGUUGUAGAUAAGUUUUCUCAUGUCUUAGGUAGAAAUCAAAUGACUAAUUUGCCUAAUAUUAUGAGAGCUUUGGAUCUGCACAAAUGGUUUUUCUAUGAGAUAAUGAAUGAUUAUGAAUUGUUGGCCACCUAUUGCUUGAAUUCUCCAGAUGAAGAUGUCGAUGAAGGUUUCGGUUUAAGCUUGGAGACAAUCCGGUUGUCUAGAACACCUACUCACACAAUGAAUAAGUUAAAAUUUCUUCAUGGAAUUGGGUAUGGAGAGAAUUCUGUAACCAUAGGGGUCUUGUCUAGGCUGCACGGUACCGACCGGGAGCUACAAGAGCGGUUCGAUUGCCUUCUUCGAAUGGGCAUUGAGUUCUCGAAGCUAUGUUCGAUGAUACAAAUUGCUCCUAAGAUUCUAAACCAGAAGCCAGAUAUUCUUGAACAGAAAGUGGAGUUUCUUUGCAGGCAAAUUGGAUCGUCGUUGGAAUACCUUGACGUUUUCCCGGCGUUUUUGUGUUUCGAUUUGGAGAAGCGUAUGAAGCCGAGAUACAGGUUUCACAUGUGGCUUAGAAAGAAGGGGUUGUGCUCUAGAGAUUACUCCAUUGCUAGCAUAAUGGCUACCAGUGAAAAGAAGUUUGUAGCACGUAUUUUUGGCAUUCACCCAGCUGCACCAAAGCAUUGGUUUGAGACUUUUUCAUACACAACAUCUGCUCACAAUUGACCAUUGGUCUAUCA
Momordica charantia (bitter melon) is the source of this 1731-nucleotide messenger RNA. RefSeq names its product Mitochondrial transcription termination factor family protein (gene SHOT1). Gene Ontology annotation, molecular function: double-stranded DNA binding. NCBI's taxonomy places the organism in Eukaryota, Viridiplantae, Streptophyta, Magnoliopsida, Cucurbitales, Cucurbitaceae. The record is from RefSeq and is a predicted model, not a curated record. Gene Ontology annotation, biological process: regulation of DNA-templated transcription.